Castor canadensis (American beaver) is the source of this 4501-nucleotide messenger RNA. RefSeq names its product acyl-CoA desaturase 1. Gene Ontology annotation, molecular function: palmitoyl-CoA 9-desaturase activity; stearoyl-CoA 9-desaturase activity; iron ion binding. The record is from RefSeq and is a predicted model, not a curated record. Gene Ontology annotation, biological process: monounsaturated fatty acid biosynthetic process; response to fatty acid; unsaturated fatty acid biosynthetic process. Gene Ontology annotation, cellular component: endoplasmic reticulum membrane. Lineage: Eukaryota; Metazoa; Chordata; Mammalia; Rodentia; Castoridae.
GGACAGCGCAGUGUCUGCAGAAUCCUAAUUCCUGCACCCUGAUCGCUUCAAGCUGCUCCCUUUUCCUGCUCUCAUCUCCUCGCGCGGCGUAAAUACAGGACAUACAAGACACAGUCAUCCCACCGCCAGCUCUAGCCUUAAAAACCCAGCCCAGGGAGGUCAGAGCACAGCGGGUUCUGGCCUGGUGGUUCACCGCGCGUGCAAGGUCCCCCAGAAGGAUUCUGCGCGCUGCGCACCGCCUCACCCACACUAGCGGGCUCUAGAAACGAAGUCAUUCCAUCCUCAGACUUGGAAACGUGAUCCCAGUAUCCGAAAGCCAAGAUGCCGGCCCACAUGCUGCAAGAGAUCUCCAGCUCCUACACCACUACCACCACCAUCACAGCGCCUCCCUCUGGGGGCCUGCAGAAUAGAGGAGAAAAGUUGGAAAAGACCAUCGAUGACUUGGGAGAAGAGAUCCGCCCUGAAAUGAAAGAAGACAUCCAUGACCCCACCUACCAGGAUGAGGAGGGCCCCCCGCCCAAGCUUGAGUAUGUCUGGAGAAACAUCAUCCUUAUGGGUCUGCUGCACUUGGGAGCCCUAUAUGGGAUCACACUGGUUCCCACCUGCAAGUUCUACACCUGGCUCUGGGCAUACAUGUACUAUGUAGUCAGCGCCCUGGGCAUCACAGCAGGGGCUCAUCGCCUGUGGAGCCACCGGACUUACAAAGCGCGGCUGCCCCUGCGGCUCUUCCUCAUCAUCGCCAACACCAUGGCAUUCCAGAACGAUGUGUAUGAAUGGGCCAGAGACCACCGUGCCCACCACAAGUUCUCAGAAACACACGCUGAUCCUCACAAUUCCCGUCGUGGCUUUUUCUUUUCUCACGUGGGUUGGCUGCUGGUGCGCAAACACCCAGCUGUCAAAGAGAAGGGUGGUUUGCUGGACAUGUCUGACCUCAAAGCUGAGAAACUGGUGAUGUUCCAGAGGAGGUACUACAAGCCUGCUCUCCUAUUGAUGUGCUUCGUCCUGCCCACGCUGGUGCCCUGGUAUUGUUGGGGUGAAACCUUUCCACACAGUUUGUUUGUUGCCACUUUGCUGCGAUAUGCCGUAGUGCUCAAUGCCACCUGGCUGGUGAACAGUGCUGCCCAUCUAUAUGGAUAUCGCCCUUAUGACAAGAACAUUAGCUCUCGGGAGAACAUUCUGGUUUCACUGGGAGCUGUGGGCGAGGGAUUCCACAACUACCACCACUCCUUCCCUCAGGACUACUCUGCCAGUGAGUACCGCUGGAGCCUCAACUUCACCACAUUCUUCAUCGACUGCAUGGCUGCCAUUGGUCUGGCUUAUGACCGGAAGACAAUGUCUAAGGCUGCCAUCUUGGCCAGGAUUAAAAGAACUGGAGAUGGAAGCUAUAAGAGUGGCUGAAUUUUGGGUCUUCCAGAUCCCUGUUCCAAAGGCCAUCUGGACAGGGAUUUAAUGUUCUGCUAAUUAACUACUGAAUAAUGCUACCAGGAUGCUAAAGAUGAUGACCAUAACCCAUUCCGGUACAGUGUCUAUUAUAAAGUGCAGAAGUAUUGAAAGGCAACAACUCUCCUUUAUGAUGCUAAGCUGAUACUCUUAUUUCUCUUAUAUUUUCACUGUCUUUUCCUUUGCUUUAUUUUAUCAACUUCCUUUGCUCCUUCAUUGCCUCCGAGGCAAGUAUUGUCAGCUGUAGGUCAAUGUCCACCUCCAAAGCCUACCAGCCUUUCUACAGUCUAAAAGUAAAGGUCUUUGCCCUAAGACAGGUCUCUUUUCUUGAGCUGCUCUGAGAUACAGAUACAAGAAAAUCUUCCGAGGUACCCCUGCUAAUUAUCUUUAGCCCAGGAUUUGCUGGAUGGAAUGAAAAAAUAAUUUUAUUUGGCAGAGAGCAUGCAAAGCAGGUAUAUUAUCAAGGGACAGAGUCAGCAUGCAGGGAAUGAUUCAUCAGUAAGGAUGUGGUAGAUGUGGGAACCUUCUCAAGGGGAAGCUCUUACUAUGAUGAGGCCUAGCUGCUUGCUUAGCAGAGAGAGACAUUGAGCCCCUACAUAGUAUGCUUCCUUUCUGACCUGACAAUGAGUAGGCUAUGGCUGUGGAGCUUGGUGUGCUAGAACACAACAAAUCUCUGUCUCAAUAUAGUUUAAGCUUAGCAUAAAGGAAGAACAUUUAGUUAGUAAGAAACAAAGUCUCUGCUGGGGAAUGGUUUUAUUUUUCUUUAAUAUAACAAGGAGAUGUCUUCAUUCAUUGAACAAGGUUGGGUAUAAAGAAUUUUUGAGCAGUCCGUGAGCUGCUCAUUGGAACAUCUUUGAUCUUCCUGCUCUGCCAUCUUCAGGGUACUGGUCACUCCCUUAUAGUUAGUAGAAUGGCUGUGACAUUCCUAACUAUCCAACAAUGCAAGGAUUUUAGGAGGUAGACUUGGGUCAAAGUUAAAAAUGUGUAGAUAUAAAAUCUAUAUUGGAACAUGUAAAUAUUCACUUAGAGUAUUUCCCCUUGAAAAAGAAAUGCACUUGAAGGAAGGGAGGAAUUAUCUGGGUUCCCUACUCGUUCUACAGCUGGGCAGCAGAUGGAGAGAGUUGAGAGACCACAUUUGUAGACAGCUCCUAAGAGCUAACUUUACAAAGGAAGGACUCAGAACACAUUGCCAGGGGAUUCAGAAGUUACUAAGAAGUUAUUGAGUGUUCUAGUGAAACAAGUUAAAUACUAGCUUCCUUCAUUCCAAUUUCUCUUUGCAUUGUUUAAAAAUAGUAUUGUACCCUUUUACUUAUUCCUUGUUCUGUUUCCUAGAUGGUAACAGAACAUCUGGAGAGGAAUGCCUCAGGGACAGGAUAGAAAUCACAUAACCAUCCUGAUUCUGGAUUAUUGGCCCUACCACAUCUUUCUCUUUUCUCCUACUGCUUCUGUGUGUUCUUUGACAUUUAUUUCUUUCUCUGGACUGGCAGCCUCCUGUGUGUCCACUGUCGGGUCCCAAUGGUGAGAGGGAGCAGGGCCUUUCUUCCUCUGUUAAUUGAAUAGAGGCUACAAGGACCAGCCUGCAUGAAAAGUCUUUUAUUUUUGAGCUGUUCAUUAAAAUAGACAGGAAUCUCAUGAAGAUUACAGUAGAUUGUAUUUGCUGACUUGUGUCUCUACUCCUUGGAAAUGUCUUCUGGGUGAUUUUUGAUUCCGCCAGUCAUCAAAUACCUGCUUUAUAAUGUGAACUAUAAAGUCUAUUUUUCCUUCUAAUCCUGUUCCAUGGAUCUGAUCCAUACCAUGUCCCUACAUAAGGCUGAGAACCCUAGCAUAUAUGUGUCUAGGUAGGUUGGAGUGCACUACCAGCUCACUCAAGGAACACUAUUUUCAACAUUCUAAAUUCUCUUGAAUUCUCAAUUCAAGAAACACAUUAAUGAGAUACUCAGAACUGAUCAAGUGAAUUUCUAACAGUCCUUGCCUUGUGGAUAACUUAUUUGGGUGCCUUACCUCUUUUCUAAUCAGUGUUUCAUGUGAGCCUGCCCUCACUCCCUCUGCAGAGACCCUUGAAACCUGAGAGUGUGCAGAUAUAGCUAGUAUAGAAGCUGGCUUGGUUGGAGUAUUACCUGUACAUCAAUUUGCAGGAAUCCCUUCCAGGCUUCAUUUUGGAAACUUAGUGUUGUUUUCAUGAAGUGACCAUAUUUGAUGGAUGGCGGAAGUAAUUUGAACGUAUAUGAUGUAUAGUGUUUUGUUUUGUUUUUUAAGAUUAGAAGAUGGUCGUAGCAUUUAAGAUGUAAGUUUUCUCCACUCAGUUUUCAGACACUCAGGUUUGCUAGUAUCCUGAGUGCCUUUUCUUUAGUUGGAAUGGAUCAGUAUAAAAAGCCAAGAAAGUGGCCAUGUAACACUGGUGGUGAAAGCCUGGGCUUCCUACCAUUGUGCCACUGAGACUCUCAAACAUUCCCACUCUGACAACAAUGGGUCACUCCAAAGAUAAGGAUGUUAGUCAAUGAGAGUAGAACCCUCCUGACCUAAUCACCUAUUAAGGUCCCACUUCUUAACACUUGUAUUGUGAUUAAGUUUCCAACCAAUGAAUUUUGUAGGACAAAUUCAAAGUAUAGCACUGGACAAGUCACUUAACUAUAAUGUGACUCAGUAUUACUUUUAUGAAAAUGGAAUAAUUCUGACUUAAGUCAAUGAGUAUAUUUGAGCAUGACCAAUCAAUGGUCUUUAUAAAAUAUUUUGGGAUCCUCAGUAAAGGAAUUCUUAAGUCCUGCAUAUUUUUAUAGUAGCAAUGUCCACCACGGACUUGACAUGUGCCUAUGUCCCAGAUGACAUCACUAGUCUACAUCAUUCUCUUGAGAGAUAGAAUGCAUUCAAUAAAUGUUGGACAGUCAGCCAGACAAAAUUUGAGAGUGCAUAUUCAUUGCUAUGAAAAUAUGCAGGAUUCCAUUUCCUUCCUUGGGUAGGAUUUUUUUUUCCCUUUUUUCUUUUUAUGUGCAACAGUAGUUAUUUGUAACCUAUGAUAAUUUUAGAAUCAUUUCUUUUAAUAUUAACUUUGAAGCUCUUUCUA